Molecule: messenger RNA, 3678 nt
Organism: Vombatus ursinus (common wombat)
Lineage: Eukaryota; Metazoa; Chordata; Mammalia; Diprotodontia; Vombatidae
Gene: KCNH2
Product: potassium voltage-gated channel subfamily H member 2
Exons: 15
Coding region: 1-3477 (1158 amino acids)
Biological process (GO): regulation of ventricular cardiac muscle cell membrane repolarization; potassium ion transmembrane transport; membrane repolarization during action potential
Cellular component (GO): membrane
Molecular function (GO): inward rectifier potassium channel activity
Source: RefSeq, a predicted model, not a curated record
AUGCCGGUCCGGAGGGGCCACGUCGCGCCGCAGAAUACCUUCCUGGACACCAUCAUUCGCAAGUUUGAGGGCCAGAGCCGAAAGUUCAUCAUUGCUAAUGCCCGGGUGGAAAACUGUGCUGUCAUCUACUGCAAUGAUGGCUUCUGUGAGCUGUGUGGCUAUUCUCGCGCAGAGGUGAUGCAGCGCCCCUGCACCUGUGACUUCCUGCAUGGCCCCAGAACCCAGCGCCGGGCUGCUGCCCAGAUUGCUCAGGCUCUGCUGGGGGCCGAGGAGCGAAAAGUGGAGAUUGCUUUCUACCGGAAGGAUGGCAGCUGCUUCCUGUGCCUGGUGGACGUAGUUCCUGUGAAGAACGAGGAUGGGGCUGUCAUCAUGUUCAUCCUCAACUUUGAAGUGGUGAUGGAGACAGAGCUGGCGGGGUCCCUGGCCUGUGACACCAACCACCGUGGCCCUCCCACCAGCUGGCUGGCCCCAGGUCGUGGCCGGACCUUUCGACUGAAGCUUCCGGCACUUCUAGCCCUGACGGCUCGGGAACCAUCCCUCCGGCCUGGUGGUCCCAGGGCUCCAGGGGCAGUGGUGGUGGAUGUGGACCUGACUCCAGCCCCUCCUAGCAGCGAGUCUCUAGCCCUCGAUGAGGUGACAUCUUCACUAGAUAACCAUGUGUCAGGGCCUCCUGGCCUGGCUGAGGAGCGUCGUGCUCUGGUGGGGCCUGGCUCCCCCAGUAGUGUACCUCUUACCCACUCCUCACCUCAGACCCAGAACCUCAACCCUGAUGCCUCAGGCUCCAGUUGCAGUCUGGCCCGGACCCGCUCUCGUGAGAGCUGUGCCAGCGUCCGACGAGCAUCUUCUGCCGAUGACAUUGAGGCCAUGAGGGCAGGCACGAUGCCCCCACCCCCCCGCCACGCCAGCACUGGGGCCAUGCACCCCCUACGCAGCAGUCUCCUGAACUCCACCUCAGACUCGGACCUCGUCCGUUACCGCACCAUCAGCAAGAUUCCUCAGAUCACCCUGAACUUCGUGGACUUGAAGGGUGAUCCUUUCCUGGCCUCACCUGCUAGUGACCGCGAGAUCAUUGCCCCAAAGAUCAAGGAAAGGACCCAUAACGUCACUGAAAAAGUCACCCAGGUCCUGUCCCUGGGUGCAGAUGUGUUACCUGAGUACAAGCUGCAGGCACCGAGGAUUCACCGCUGGACUAUUUUGCACUACAGUCCUUUCAAGGCUGUGUGGGACUGGCUCAUCCUCCUGCUGGUCAUCUACACUGCCGUCUUCACACCCUACUCAGCGGCCUUCCUGCUGAGUGAGGAGGCCCCGCCGGCCCCUGACUGUGGCUAUGCUUGUCAGCCCUUGGCGGUGGUGGACCUCAUUGUGGAUAUCAUGUUCAUUGUGGACAUCCUCAUCAACUUCCGAACCACCUAUGUCAACGCCAACGAGGAGGUGGUCAGCCACCCUGGCCGAAUCGCCGUCCACUAUUUCAAGGGCUGGUUCCUCAUCGACAUGGUGGCAGCCAUCCCCUUUGACCUACUCAUCUUUGGCUCCGGCUCUGAGGAGCUGAUCGGGCUGCUGAAGACAGCACGACUGCUGCGGCUGGUGCGAGUGGCAAGGAAGCUGGACCGCUAUUCAGAGUAUGGGGCUGCUGUACUCUUCCUGCUCAUGUGCACCUUCGCCCUCAUCGCACACUGGCUGGCCUGCAUCUGGUAUGCCAUCGGCAACAUGGAACAGCCAUUCAUGGACUCCCGCAUUGGCUGGCUACACAACCUGGGCGACCAGAUCGGCAAGCCUUAUAAUGGCAGUGGCUCAGGGGGUCCUUCCAUCAAGGACAAGUAUGUCACUGCCCUCUACUUCACCUUCAGCAGUCUAACCAGUGUGGGUUUUGGCAAUGUCUCCCCCAACACCAAUUCUGAGAAGAUCUUCUCCAUAUGCGUCAUGCUAAUUGGCUCUCUGAUGUAUGCCAGCAUCUUUGGCAAUGUGUCAGCCAUCAUACAACGACUAUACUCAGGCACUGCCCGAUACCACACCCAGAUGCUUCGAGUGCGUGAGUUCAUCCGCUUUCACCAGAUCCCCAACCCCCUACGACAGCGCCUGGAGGAGUACUUCCAACAUGCAUGGUCCUAUACCAAUGGCAUUGACAUGAAUGCGGUGCUGAAAGGCUUCCCUGAGUGUCUCCAGGCCGACAUCUGCCUGCACCUGAAUCGUUCCUUGCUACAGCACUGCAAACCCUUCCGAGGGGCCACCAAGGGCUGCCUGCGGGCACUGGCCAUGAAAUUCAAGACCACUCAUGCGCCCCCUGGGGACACACUCGUACAUGCCGGGGACCUGCUCACUGCUCUCUACUUCAUUUCUCGAGGCUCCAUCGAAAUCCUACGUGGUGACGUGGUUGUGGCCAUCCUGGGGAAGAAUGACAUCUUUGGUGAGCCUCUAAACCUGUAUGCACGGCCAGGCAAGUCUAACGGUGAUGUCCGGGCUCUCACUUACUGUGAUCUGCACAAGAUCCAGCGUGACGACCUUCUUGAGGUACUGGACAUGUACCCUGAGUUCUCUGACCACUUUUGGUCCAGCUUGGAGAUCACCUUCAACCUGCGUGAUACCAAUAUGAUCCCUGGUUCCCCGGGCAGCACUGAACUAGAUGGUGGCUUCAACCGGCUGCGCAGACGCAAGUUGUCCUUCCGCCGCCGAACAGACAAGGAUGCAGAGCAGUCAGGAGAGGGGUCAGUGGUAGGUGUGGGCCGAGAAGGCACAGGAGCUGGCAGCCGAACGCGGUCAGGGGGCCCAUGGGACGAGAGCCCUUCCAGUGGCCCCUCCACCCCAGAGAGCAGUGAGGAAGAUGAGACCCCAGGCCCUGGUUCCAGCCCACUCCGUCUGGUGCCCUUCCCCAGUCCCCAGCCUUCCAGGGACCUGCUGGGUGGGGAACCUGUGGCUGAAGAGGCUGAGAAAGGCAGUGACACCUGUAAUCCCUUGUCAGGUGCCUUCUCAGGGGUAUCCAACAUCUUUAGUUUCUGGGGGGACAGUCGGAGUCGCCAAUACCAGGAACUGCCAAGAUGUCCAACCCCAACCCCUACCACUGGGCUCCUCAACAUACCACUGGCCAGCCCUGGCCGCCGGCCCCGAGGCGAUGUGGACAGCAGGCUCGAUGCCCUACAGAGACAGCUCAACAGGCUGGAGACCCGCCUCAGCACUGACAUGGCGGCUGUCCUGCAGCUGCUACAGAGACAGAUGACGCUGGUGCCCCCAGCCUACAGCACCGUGACUCCCCCUGCACCUGGUCUCUCUUCCGACUCCCCCUUGUUGCCUGUCAGUCCCAUCCCCACUCUCACCCUUGACUCGCUUUCUCAGGUUUCCCAGUUCCUGGCGUGUGAGGAGCUCCCUCCAGGGGCUUCAGAGCUCCCCCACGACGGCCCUGCCCGACGCCUCUCCCUGCCCGGGCAGCUGGGGGCCCUGACCUCCCAGCCCCUGCACAGACAUGGCUCAGAUCCGGGCAGUUAGUGGGCCAGCUAGGUGGACAUGUGGCUCAGCCCAGGCCCCUGUGGCCCUCUCCCCUAUACAGUCUUCACUCCCCUGGGGAGGAGACUGGGGAAUGUUCAGAAUGGGGGGAGUUGAGGGGAGCAAUGGGGUCAAGUUUCUUUCCCUCAAUGCUCGGGGUAUUUUCCUCCCACCAGGUUCCCCUUGCCCCACCUCCCCCCCCCC